ACGAAUUCCGUUUGUCAUCUAUUUUUGAGGAGGUGUCCUGUAGCCAUUUCGUUUGGCUUUCAGGUUGUAGUGUUCUCCAAUUUUUUUUUUUAAUAAUGUCUGCUUGUCUGCUUUCGCCCGUGAAAACCGAUAAGCAGAUAUUGGAGAAUUCUAUGCCAGAAGAUGAUCCUAACUGUAAUUCCGAUGUAAUCAAAGAAGAUGAUUCCAAACCAAGAUGGGGUCCAAAUCAUGCCGGAGCGAAGGAGUUAGCAGGACUUUAUACUAGAGGUAAACGUAUUCAAGAAAUGAUCUGUGUGAUAUUGUGCCUUACUUUAAUGGCAAUCAAUUUCUGCCAACUGAUGUAUUAUUUUCAACCUAGUCAAUGGAGCUAUAUCCUCCUUGCAGCCUUUUGUGGAAUAAUUACAGCAGAUUUUUUGAGUGGAUUAGUCCAUUGGGGAGCAGAUACAUGGGGUUCUGUAGAACUACCAAUUAUUGGAAAAGCUUUUAUUCGUCCAUUCCGAGAACAUCACAUAGAUCCAACAGCGAUAACACGCCAUGAUUUUAUAGAAACGAAUGGUGAUAAUUUUAUGGUUACCAUUCCAGCACUGGCUUACAUGGCCUAUAAGUUCUUCACUUAUCCUGAAGAGAAAAUACAUGAAAAUUACAUUGGAAAUAGUUUUCUGUUUUUGUUAGCUAUAUUUGUGGCAAUGACCAAUCAAAGCAUCCUUAACAAAGUCAUAACUUGGAGUUGAUGAUCAACAGUUUUUAAAACUUCCAUUUUUUCAGACGAGGUCAUACUAAACA
This is a messenger RNA of Centruroides sculpturatus (bark scorpion), 783 nucleotides long. It is a transcript of the gene Kua, whose product is annotated as transmembrane protein 189-like. The record is from RefSeq and is a predicted model, not a curated record. The coding region runs from base 96 to 731 and encodes 211 amino acids. Gene Ontology annotation, molecular function: oxidoreductase activity. The transcript has 5 exons. NCBI's taxonomy places the organism in Eukaryota, Metazoa, Arthropoda, Arachnida, Scorpiones, Buthidae.